Messenger RNA from Rhizopus microsporus ATCC 52813, 789 nucleotides. RefSeq names its product NAD(P)-binding protein. The transcript is spliced from 6 exons. The coding region runs from base 1 to 789 and encodes 262 amino acids. Lineage: Eukaryota; Fungi; Mucoromycota; Mucoromycetes; Mucorales; Rhizopodaceae. Gene Ontology annotation, molecular function: oxidoreductase activity. The record is from RefSeq and is a predicted model, not a curated record.
AUGGAUAUUCAAGCUCUUUUCAGUGUUAAGGAUAAGGUUGUUCUCGUUACCGGCGGUUCUCGUGGUAUCGGUGAAAUGAUUGCAACUGGUUUCGUCCAAGGUGGUGCCAAGGUGUAUAUCAGUAGUCGUUCAGCAAAGGCUUGUGAUGAGGUUGCUGCCAAAUUGAACGCUUUAGGACCUGGAAAAUGUAUCGCAUUGCCAGCCGAUUUACAAAGCAUUGAGGAUAUCAAAAGACUAGUCGAGGAGCUUAGUAAACGCGAGGAUCAUUUGGAUGUGCUUGUCAACAACGCUGGUGCUACUUGGGGAGCUCCUCUUGAUGAAUAUCCUGAUGCUGCUUUCCAAAAAGUAAUGAAUCUUAAUGUCACUCGUAUAUUCACAUUAACACAGGCCUGUCUUCCUCUUUUGAGAGCCAAGGCUUCUGCAGAGAAUCCUUCUCGCGUGAUCAACAUUGGCUCAAUCAAUGGCAUUUCCGCUCCUGGAAUGGAAACCUAUGCUUACUCAUCCUCAAAAGCUGCUGUUCAUCACUUAUCUCGUCACUUGGCUGGCAGGUUGGGUAGAGAACACAUUCUUGUCAAUGCAAUUGCUCCUGGCUCUUUCCCCUCCAAGAUGAUGGCUGCUACCCUUAAAAACUUUGGUGAUGCCAUCGUUGCCGGUGUUCCUGUUGGUCGUGUUGGUAGUCCUGAAGACAUUGCUGGUACUUGUAUCUAUCUUGCCUCACGUGCUGGUCAAUACACUGCUGGAGCUGUUAUCACCGUUGACGGUGGAGCUCUUCAAGGCUCCAAGUUAUAA